UUAUCGUGGCGAGUAGCGAAAAUGUCCCUUAUUGUUAAUAUGAUGAAGUGCGUUUUACAGCAAUGUGACCGAAAUGCACAGAUUGCUUUCAUUUUCUGUAGUUUGACGACGUUCCCUUAAUCCUUCAUUGAAUCGCUUGUGUCGGACGAUCCCCGCGCCUGCGCGCCUGCGUCUGCCGCACUCACCGCCGCCAGAGCCCGACUGAAAUCACAGACACGGGGCCUUCCUCGCCAGCAUCCCUCCAUCCAGCUCUCAUUCCCAGGGGAGGGGGGAGUAGCCGAGAAUCUGUCUGGAACAACGAAGAAGUUGCCGGACAUCCACCGCGUGUAAUUCGGGGGUCUCGGCUCUUCAGCUGAACUGAGAGCAUCAAACUUGCAGCAAUGGAAAGAAAGCGUCCAGGGAUGACCUCAGGGGCACGGAUGCCCCAUCAAGGCGCUCCCAUGGGGCCUCCUGGACCUCCAUAUGGUGGAACACCACCAAUUCGACCAGGGAUGCCUAACCCAGCCCUAGACCCCAACCGAAAACGUCCUGCCCCAACCCAGCCAGUGCAACCUCCCCCCGUCCAGAACCGUCCCAGAAAGAAACCACUUGGAUUUCCAGCAACAAAUGAGAUAUCUGCAAGACAGAUGGACAUGAGAGACGCUCAAUCAGAUCCUUCAGUUGGAUCCUUCAAUGCCAAGAGAAGAAAAAUGGCAGACAAGAUUCUCCCUCAGAGGAUCCGUGAACUGGUGCCAGAGUCCCAGGCGUACAUGGACCUCCUGGCUUUUGAGCGCAAACUUGACCAAACCAUUAUGAGGAAGAGGGUAGAUAUACAAGAAGCCCUCAAAAGACCAAUGAAGCAAAAGCGGAAACUACGAUUGUACAUUUCAAACACUUUCAACCCUGCCAAACCUGACGCAGAGGACUCUGAGGGCAGCAUUGCAUCCUGGGAGCUGCGUGUAGAGGGCAAAUUGUUGGAUGAUCCUGGAAAACAAAAGAGGAAGUUUUCGUCUUUCUUUAAGAGCCUUGUUAUUGAGCUGGAUAAGGAUCUGUAUGGCCCUGACAACCACUUAGUGGAGUGGCACCGCACUCCGACGACCCAGGAGACCGAUGGCUUCCAGGUGAAGAGGCCUGGCGAUGUGAAUGUGCGCUGUACCCUCUUACUCAUGCUGGAUUACCAGCCUCCUCAGUUUAAGUUGGAUCCUCGUCUUGCACGUCUCCUUGGCAUCCACACUCAGACCCGCUCCUGCAUCAUCCAGGCUUUAUGGCAGUACGUCAAGACCAACAAGCUGCAGGAUUCUCAUGAAAAGGAGUACAUCAACUGUGAUAAAUAUUUCCAGCAGAUCUUUGACUGUCCUCGUCUGAAGUUUUGUGAGAUCCCCCAACGACUAACUAACCUACUGCUGCCGCCUGAUCCUAUUGUGAUCAAUCAUAUUAUCAGCGUGGAUGCAAAUGACCAGAAGAAGACAGCAUGCUAUGACAUUGAUGUUGAAGUUGAUGAUCCUCUUAAGAGUCAGAUGAAUGGAUUCCUGCUGUCCACAGCCAAUCAGCAUGAGAUUGCAUCCCUGGACAACAAGAUCCAUGAAACUAUCGAGUCGAUCAACCAACUGAAGAUCCAAAGAGAUUUUAUGCUUAGCUUCUCCAGGGACCCCAAGGGCUACAUCCAGGACUGGAUCUGUUCCCAGAACCGGGACCUUAAGCUGAUGACAGAUACAGUAGGAAAUCCAGAGGAAGAGAGAAGAGCAGAGUUUUAUAACCAGCCCUGGUCUCAGGAAGCUGUCAGCCGCUAUUUCUAUUGCAAGAUUCAACAACGAAGACAGGAGCUUGAACAAGCUUUGGCAAUUCGAAACACCUAAAAUAUCUCCGUUUCAAGAAUAAGUUGACAACUAGUUUGCGUCACCUGUGGCUUGGUCACUUUUAUUCUGGUGAUAUCCACACUGGGCAGUUUUCCGUGGACAUGAAAGUAUUAGACCCCUUCUCAGAAUGAGGUUUGGACGGAUUUUUUAACCAAUGAGGGACAAUAAAAGUGUAAUUGUACUUUUAUUUAAUGUAUGUUUACUGUACAGUUGAAUGUAUAUAACCUCACAGUACAAUGAAUUCAAGAAAGUGGCUUGGAAAUGCCACUUUCACACUGAUAACACACAAAUCAGUUUUUUGAUGCACAUGAAGUGCAGAUACACUGUGUGUCUUCUCACUUGGAAAGGUAGAAAAUACAAUGAAUAAAACUUUGUUGCCUGGGAAUUUUUUUUAACCAUUAAUGACAUGCUAAAUGUGAGUAUGUAAGUAUAGAUAUUGAAUCUGUCAUGUUUUCCCUACAUGUUCUUUCAACACAUUCUGCUUUCAGCUUUCUCCUUUGUUUUUCUGUCUUUAAAUUUGCACUGUGUAAAAGAUAUCAUGAAGAAAUCCACUGGAUGAAAAUC
This is a messenger RNA of Sinocyclocheilus grahami, 2399 nucleotides long. Its product is annotated as SWI/SNF-related matrix-associated actin-dependent regulator of chromatin subfamily D member 3-like. NCBI's taxonomy places the organism in Eukaryota, Metazoa, Chordata, Actinopteri, Cypriniformes, Cyprinidae. The record is from RefSeq and is a predicted model, not a curated record. Bases 381 to 1835 code for a protein of 484 amino acids. The transcript has 14 exons.